Messenger RNA from Alosa sapidissima (American shad), 4126 nucleotides. It is a transcript of the gene slc25a29l, whose product is annotated as mitochondrial basic amino acids transporter. The record is from RefSeq and is a predicted model, not a curated record. Lineage: Eukaryota; Metazoa; Chordata; Actinopteri; Clupeiformes; Clupeidae. Gene Ontology annotation, molecular function: high-affinity L-arginine transmembrane transporter activity. Gene Ontology annotation, cellular component: mitochondrion. Bases 1621 to 2475 code for a protein of 284 amino acids. The transcript has 5 exons. Gene Ontology annotation, biological process: mitochondrial L-ornithine transmembrane transport.
CCUCCUCCCGCAAGCUUGUCUCGUCACCAAAAUAGAUCAAGCGACCUUAGGUUGUGGCUGCCCAGCUCACAGGACACGUUGGUUAGGUUGUCAACGGGCACUGGAACUGCAGGUUUGCACAGUAUACAGAGUCAUAUAGGCCCUACAGUCAAAAAGAGACACAACAGUGUGAUUUUACUGCUAGCUAAUUCAGCUAGUAAGUGUGAAGCAACGAGUCGGGUUUCAUCAACCUCGAGAAGAACUUUGAUUGGACGGACGAAAACUUCAGAAACUAUUCAUUCUAAGAAGGAAUGGCUCUAGACUUUGUUGCAGGCUGUAUUGGGGGUGCUGCUGGUGUGUUGGUGGGACAUCCAUUUGAUACUGUAAAGGUGGGUUUUCAUGUUUCAUUUGAGCAUUUUAAUGUUUCAAUGCACAGUGAUGUAUUUUGUUGAGAGACUGAUUUUGGUCCCUUUGGUGUAUACAAGAGCAAAAAUGCAACUGAUAUAAUUAUGCACAUGUUUAUCAAACAUUGGCACUAUGUUUUACCUAUCAAUAGUUGUUUUUUUCAUGAGACUUAUUUUAGUCAGUGACAAAAAAACAAAAAACUGCACAGUGAUCUCUGCUGCCAUCUCAAAUGGAUCUGGGCAGAUCAUGGCCAGAUCAGACCCAUUUAAGAGCCAGCAGCAACUCUGUGGGUGGUAGUUUCCUGGAAAACUAGCUAAGGGCCCCCUUCACUGGGUGGUUUAGCACUUCUCCUCUGUGGUUACAUUGAACCUAUGGCUGGUAUUUGCCGUUACAGUCGGUGGUAUGUUAGACCAUUUCAGAGAGAGCCUGUGAGCAGUGCAUGCAAAGACCUGCUUGCUGUUAUGUAUUUUUUCUUUGGUAUGUUGAUGACAUCAGAGCUGCAGAAUGCAAGAACAAGGAGCUCUACCAUGUACAGUGAUGCUAAACUUUUUACUCUCAUCCUCUGCUACAACUUGCUCACACUCUUUGCCUGCCUGCCUUUAUUUACUUGGUUCCAGCUUGUUGGCUAGCUGUUGCAAAUCGCCAUUGAGAGCUUGCAUGACAGUGGAAGUUGUUAGCACUCACACAGCUUCUCUUGCAAGGCUCUGGGCAGGUUGUGCACCUGACUACUUGACCUGAUUAUAAUCCAACUUUUAUUGUGCUGCAGUCUUUCUGACACCUCUUUGUUUUUGCAUGCUGCAGCAUUAAACCACCAAUGCACCCAGUCCAAAAUAUCAUAAUAGGUUGAGGGGAAAUCAAUGGGUUUUCAGACCAAUGUUACUGAAGCACUCAGCUCCAAGUCAGUGGAGAAGUAUAGAAGGCUCCCAUGAUUGCGUUCUGAAAGCUCUAAUAGUGUUGUGCAUUUUAAUGAACAUAUUUUAGGAGUCUGUAUUUUUGAAUAUGUUCUGUUGACUCUAGGAUCCCCCUGUAUACAAGAUGCCACAUCCAAAUACCUGCCAUGGAAGGUCUGCAUGUGGAGAAGCAUUACAGGGCCGAGGCCCUAAGGGCCAAAGCUCCGUGAUCUCCUGAUCUCCAGCAUUUGCAUCGAUGCUCUGACCCCUGUUAAGGGGGAAGUAUUUAACAGCACAAGUGUCGUUUGUUGUAGAUGAGGGUGAGAGAUAUACAAGCUCUGCACGGAUGUGUGACCUAGUCAGGUUGCAGGUUCAAAGUGUGGACAAGCCUCUGUACCGUGGAACAUACCACUGCUUCCAGUCCAUUGUGCGUCAAGAGACGGUCUUUGGCCUGUACAAAGGGAUCGGCUCACCAAUGAUGGGGCUGGCCUUUAUCAACGCCAUUGUGUUUGGUGUCCAGGGCAACGCCAUGCGCCGGCUGGGCCACGACACACCCCUCAACCAGUUCCUGGCAGGUGCAGCGGCAGGGGCCAUCCAGUGCGUGAUCUGUUGCCCCAUGGAACUGGCAAAGACACGCAUGCAGACACAGGGCACGGGCGAGAAUAAGAAAUCGGCACGGAAACUCUACAAGAACUCCCUGGACUGCCUGGUACGCAUCUACCGGAAGGAAGGCUUUCGCGGGAUCAACCGGGGUAUGCUGACGACAGUGAUCCGCGAAACGCCGGCCUUCGGGCUCUACUUCUUAGCGUACGACACUAUGACGCGGCACCUGGGCUGUGAGCCUGAGGACAGCUACAUGAUCCCCAAGCUGCUAUUCGCUGGCGGCAUGUCGGGCAUCUUCUCCUGGCUCUCCACCUACCCUGUGGACGUCAUCAAGUCCCGGCUGCAGGCCGACGGCGUGGGUGGUGUGCACCGCUACAGCGGGAUCGCGGACUGUGUGCGCCAGAGCUGGGCGCGGGAGGGCUGGAGGGCGUUCACACGGGGCCUCACCUCCACCCUGCUUCGCGCCUUCCCAGUCAACGCUGCCACUUUUGCCACUGUGACUCUGUUUCUCAUGUACAUGCGUGACGAUGGGGGCGCCAACUGUGAGGUGCCGCCCCAGGCCCUUCAACAACAGCAGGUUCAGCCCACCAGCCUGUGAGACUAUGUGUGAGUGUGUGUGCGCGCGUGCUCUAGAGCACCCUCUAGAGUGCGUUACAGUCCUUGAGUGAUGGUGGACAGAUGGGGGACCUUAGAGAGGUUACAUGGAUGUUUUUAUGUCUGCAGGUGAAGUCUGCAUGUAAAUACAAAAGUGUCCCUUUUUUUCUUUUAUUUCAGAAUUACUUUUUUUAUUAUUAUGUCCUCCCCAAUUCAAUCAUUAAGUUCAGCCUGUCAUUUGUUUUCUUUUAUAAUGGUUGAGUUACAGUAUUAUGUGGGUUGUCAACAAGAUCAACAGAAUGUUUUGAAGUCACUUUAAAUCACAGGAAAGAGAAAGGGAAGUAAUAAGAGGAGCACCACUGGGCUUUAGUGAGUAAAGUACAUAUUGGACAUGUAUGUAGUCAACAGGUAGGCUGAGGCGCUGGCCUUGGUUCAUGUGAAAGUGGAUUAUUGAAAUGAAUGAUGGAAAAUGUUUUAACAUGUGUUAAUCUGUGAACAUUUUUAGAAUAUUUAGUAAACACUUCUUUUAAGGAUUUCUUAUGAGUUACUAGAUGUGUGAUUUGGAUAUUUCCAAAUGUCAGAUAUAUAACUGUUGCAUGUUUUUUGUUUUAUGAGAAGAACAUUUAUUUUCAUAGAGUAACAUUUAAACUCUUUAGUAUGUGCACGUAGGUGCCUUUCCUCCACACAUGAGAACACAACUAAAGCUUUCCUAUUUUCUUGUUUACUAUGGAAUCCUAAGGAUUUUAAGUAAUUUUCUGGACUUAACCCUGAUAGCCCAGAAGUUCCCUCUCUGUUUUUUCUUUCUUUCUAAUUCAAUUCCCCCCCACUGGAAUUUGCUGUCACAUUCCACAGUUGGGUGUGGUCUGCUGUUUGAAGUCAACAACUGCACUUUUUUCUAUGAUUUUUGACUUUCAGAUGUGUCAAUCACUGUAGUGCAAUUACUGGAAAUCACAAGGGAGCACUUGAUGUCAAUCAUUUAAGUUAUUGUGCGUCAAAAUACAUAGUGUUUUGGUAAGCGUGGAUAAUUUAGAGAUUGAACGUUUGACGAAAUUAGCCCAGUGUGAUGAACUGCAUUACUGACUAGAAUGGCAAAGUACUGCAGACUCUUACAAGAUUAUUCAAAGAUCUGUUACCAUAGAAACUGAGGUCAAACUGAUUAGUUACUGUAAAUACAAUUGUAUUCACGUCAUCAUGCUCAGAACAUUCUGCAUUUGUUUUAUGAAAAUAAUCUUAAAACAAUCAAUUCAGCACCUUAAACCAACAACACUUCCAUCUGACAGUCAAAUGCUGCUCACACGAUUGUGUAAACAAUAGUACAUUUCUUUUGUAUUUGAACAUUUUGGUUGUUCCACAUUAAUUUAUUGUGAUGCGGUCAUAAUUGACAUGAAAAAUUCUUGAUGACAGAAGAUUGUUCGUAUAAAACGGUUAUUUAUAUAGCACUACUUGGUUUUGUAUGUGUUACAUCAAGGUCAGGGGUAAGACUGUGUAAAGGAACAUUUGCAAGGAAGGCCAAAUCCGCAAGCAACUAUAUAUUCUUUUUAAUCUUUAUUCUUUUUUUCUGCCUUAGAGGCCUGAACAUUGAUACAUUAGUAGUCCACUUGUAUCAUACCAAUCUGUUGUAAAACAAAGGCUGAAUAAAGCAUAUUAAAAAUGUA